Messenger RNA from Thermothelomyces thermophilus ATCC 42464, 1268 nucleotides. RefSeq lists its product as uncharacterized. Bases 92 to 1084 code for a protein of 330 amino acids. The record is from RefSeq and is a predicted model, not a curated record. Lineage: Eukaryota; Fungi; Ascomycota; Sordariomycetes; Sordariales; Chaetomiaceae. The transcript has 2 exons.
CUGCGUAGCAAUCUUGGUCUCCCCCAUCCGAUUGUACAUAGAACAAACCCCCUCUUGACCUCGACGGCUCUGCCGAGCCAUCCGCACCACCAUGCUCACCUCCAGAUUGGUUCUGCCAGCCGCAUGGCUGAUGCUCCUAGGAAGCGCAUCAGCUGCGCCGGCGCCCGAGAGUGCCGCUGCUGGCACCGAUGCGACCACGAGCGUGACGGACGCCGCGCCGCCGCCGCCGCCGGUGCCCACCAACGAAGACGGCAGCGAUGCGUUUGUCACCUGCAGCAACACCGACGGGCCCUUUAAGCCGUUCUGCCUUCCCAAGCACAACGACGUCUACUAUCCGGGGUCAACACAUUAUGUAACCUGGGACACGUCCUUCUUCCCCAGCCAGAACACCACCCUCAGGAUCGUCGGCAUCUACGCCAACCUCCCUCCAGCGGUGGUGCCCGAGCCCGCCCCCGCCCCCGAUUCUGACGAGGAGGCUUCUUCGGACCCCGAGCUUCCCCCGUCGUCCGAAACGGCCCCGCAUGGUCCGCAUGGGCAGGUGGUGGAAGCCUUCAGCUCGGACACCAUCUCGGCCGCCUGGGGCUUCUACCAGUGGCACCUCGACCAGUCCCUCCUCAAGAGCCACGGCCUCAAGGAGGCCAACAUCACGCUGCGCAUCGCCGCGCUGGCGCCGGACAGCCGGUCGGCCCAGUGGUACUCGGGCCCCACCAUCACGCUGCAGAACAAGCCCAAGAAGCGCAAGAAGCCCGUCCACACGCCCACCCCGGCCGACGACGAGGUGCUCUACAUCGCCCUUCCCCUCAUCUUCGGCUUCGCCACGUUCAUGAUCGUCGGCACCUUCUGCUGGAACAGGCAGCUGCGCCGCAUCGGGGUCGGCAACGUCAUGGGGAGGGCCAACACGAGAGGCAGGAGGCUGGGAGCGAGCAGGAGGGACCGCGCCAAGAACAGGGAUAAGGAGUCGAGCAUCCGGUUGAUGGAGAGCGGCGGCGCGGCUGCCGAUUCGGACGAGGAAGGUUGGAGCCACGGUUCGAGUUCUGCUGCUGAAAGGAGGGUGUUCGAGAGGGUCGACAGGAAACGGGAUUAGAACUGGUCCGGUCUGGGUGGCGGAAUGGUGUUGGGGAUUUAAUUAUAGAAUGUAUCAUCCGGAUCGAUGGUUGGUUGGAUAUGUCAAUGACCAUGUUCCGUUUCUGGGAAGAGAGAAUGUUACAAUAGACGCGGGAGGGACCUGCGUUAUUAAUAUCAAAAGAAAAAAGGAACAUAAUCAUCUU